AUGGGGUCCAGGGGAGGGCAGCUGUGCUUCCCAGAUGGAUUUAAGCUCGACACGGAAGGGAAGGCGGAUUCCUUCCAUUUCCUGGUGCUGACGGACAUCCUGGGGAACCGAGAGCAGGGAGUGGUGCUGCGGGUUCACCGAGAGAUCAAGGAAAGUGACCUGUAUCCUGCGGACCCCCUGGACUCAGCUGACCCCCUGUGGGUCCCGUACGCAAUCUGUGUCAUCACCAGGUUCCCGUACUACACCGCGCUGAAGGACUGCCUCUCCUGCCUGCUGCCUGAACUCACAGCCUGCAGCCAGCCUCAGUUUGAGAAGACGGUGAACGAGUUUGCUGCCCAGCUCGCGCUGGUUCCCUGUCCCCCACCCGGCUCACUCCAGCUGAGCUUUGAACUGGGGCCACUCAAUAUCGUGCUUUCACCUCCCGAAGAUGUGAACAGUCCGGUGAUUGACAUCAGUCUGCACCUGCCGUUCCUCUGCUUCACGCCUGAAACUGUCCUACAGAUCCUGACCAACAUCCUGACUGAGCGGCGCCUGGUCUUCCUCUCGAGCCACUGGCCUCUGCUGACGCUGGUCACCCAGAGCUUCCUGCACUUCCUGCAGCCCCUGCGGUGGCGCCAUCCCUACAUCCCGGUUCUGGCCACUCAGAUGCUCGACCUGGUGAUGGCUCCCACCGUCUUCCUCAUGGGCUGUCACUCCCGCCACAUGGACACCAUCAGUGAGGUGGAGGAGCUGGUCCUGGUGGACAUCGACAACGGCAGGAUCCUGACCACCCUGUACAAGAAGGUGGAGACCCCUCCACUGCCCACCGCCAUCACAGAGCAGUUCCUCACCAGUGUCCGGCAGCUCCAGGUGAACUCGGAACUAGCGCUGUCUCACCUGGCCUCGUGCACCAGCCUGGCGUCCGCCCGCGAGAGGGAACAGCUCCACAGACACCAGCUCAACCAGCAGAUCCAACACAUCUUCCUGCAGCUCAUCGGGAGUCUGCUGAGGGAUGUCCCCAAACACCUGAACCUCAAGCACCGUGUGUUUAUCAAGAAGGAGUUCCUGGACACACGGCAGCCGGCUGCCCAACCCUUCUACGUCAGUCUUCUGAAGACUGACCUCUUCCACUGCUUCCUCAAGGCCCGGCUCAACCAGAAGGUGGACGCCUUCAGCCGAUGGGAGCUGUUGACACGUUCUGACAGGGUGAACUCGGAGGCAGCAACAUUACCUCGCUCAUCAAAUACCUUCACCUCCAACCCUCUGAGGAAGAGGAGGGACCAGGUUCAAGGCUCGAGUCUGCAGAGAAUGCAGGACAUGAACUUGUCUGAAUCACUGAUACCACCCAGCCCCUACAAACCCAGCCGGACCUCAGGAGCGACUGCCAAGGACAGACUUGUGCCCAGAACCCUGCAACUGCCGUCCCUCCCCAGUGACCCCUUCGACUCGCUCAGUGUCUCGCUCUAUUACACCAAGCUCAUCGUCCAGAUCACCAGGGACAUCGACCAGGCGGGCAGUGAGGACUCAGAGACGCUGGCCGUCUGCCUCUACCUGCGGGGCAUUGUCCGUCUGGCCCAGGGGGAGUCUCUCCAAGCACUGCUGGACUUCCAGAACCUGGAGAAGAUCAACAUGAACUUCUUCCCGCUGGAGCUAGUGAAGGAGACGCUGGAGUCCAUGAGCCCGCAGCAGCUGCGCAGCGUACAGGAGACCGAGGAACUGAAGGGCCUCCUCCAUGACAUCAUGGAGAAGCACUGGGACAGAGCCCAGCCCGAGCACAGCAUCAAGGACUUCGAGCUCCCCAAUAUCCCCCUCAACAAGAAGGACUUUGGCGUCCACAUCCAGGCCGCCGGGCUCGUCAGUAACCCCAAGACCACCGACUGUCUCUUUGAUAUCCUCGCAGGCGGGCAGCAGAAGCUGGUUGACCCAAAGACGUUCAACGACCUGUACUCCCGCUGGAAGAAGAUGAAGUCGGAGCUGGAGAGCAUCACGCUGGAUCCCGAGGUGGCCAGGAACCUGCUGGAGAAUGAGCAGGUGUCGCUGGUGUCCCCUGUAGUAAAGACCAGCUGUGGGCUGGGCCGACUGGCACUGAGCCAGAAGCGGCUCUUCCUGCUGACCGAGGAGCAACCCCGCUGCAAGGAGAUCGCCCGAUUACGGGACAUUGAGGAGGUGGAAUGCAGCGCCCCUCUCAAGCUGCCCAGCCUGAAGGUCCGAGUGCGAGACAAGAAGGAGUCGUUCAUGGCCUUCCUGAAGACGGAGCGCGACCUGUGGAAGGUCAUCAUCCGCGAGGUGUGCGCCGGCAAGGUGCUGGCCGAGAUGCACAAGGACCCUCAGUACGACCAGCAGGCCCUCAGUAACAUCCAGCUGAUCUACGCCGUGGCCAAGUGUGACCUUCACCCCCGACCCACCCACGCCAUCCGAGAACUGUCGCAGCUGGACCAGGCCAUCUGCCAGGUGCUGCCCACUGUACCGAAGAUGACGUCAGAUGCUCUGAAGCACACCCUCCAUCUCUCGGACGCCAACUCCACCCACUGCACUGUCAAUGUCCUGCUCUACGUUCCCGGGAGCCUGGACCCCGGGGAGAGUGCGGACUCCCACCCGAAACUGUGGUGCGCGCUGACAGACGGCCGGGUGCUGAUGUACGACGCUGCCUCCUGGGUCAUGGAGCAGCCACCCAUCCAGGCUGGGCGGAGCCGGCUGAACUGUAUGAUCGGGGUGGGCCAGGACCAGGUGUGGCUGGGCUCCGAGGAUUCCUUCAUCUAUAUCAUCAGUGCCCAGGACCUCGGCUGCUACCGACGGCUACUCGCUCAUCACAACCAGGUGUCGGGGAUGGUGCAGGAGGAGCGGCCCAAGGACGUGGGCGGUGCCAGCCCGGUGUACUCAUGCAGCCUGGACGGCACCAUCGUCGUGUGGGACCCAGUCACUAUGGAGAUGAAGAGGCAGUUCCAGCUUCAGCAGUGCUGGCAGCUCAGCUCCAUCGCCCUGCACUGCGGCCGCAUCUGGUGCUGUGUCGAGAACAGUCUGGUGGUCCUGGCUCGGGACGGGACCCAGCUGCAGAGGGUGUCUGACACCAUCAGUCCGGGCGGAGGCUCCAUCCCUCUGAGUUACUUCCUCAUCCUUCCUCAGCAGCGUGAGCUGUGGAUGCUCUGCACUCAGAGGUCCAGUCUGUACGUGUGUAGCACUGACACCCUGAGCGGUCCCGUCCGAACCAUCUCACUGCCGGCCAGCAGUCACCUCAUCUGCAUGAUCCACGUCAAAAAGCAGGUGUGGGUCGGUGGGGGGACGGUGGACGGGACCAAGGGGCGGAUUUACAUCGUCGGCACGGAGAGCCACUUGCUGGAGAAGGAGCUGGAGGCCCCCUGCGGCCCGGUCCGGGCGCUCUGCUCCGCGGAGGACCGCUACGUGCUGAGCGGCACUGAGGACAGCAAGGCCAUCAUCUGGAAGGUGGACUGAGCGAGGGACCCAGGAGACCGUCCCCCCACGUCUCGCCUGCCCCUCCGGGCACUCCCACUGCCUUGGGGCCAGGUGUCUAGGGCACUGCCCGAUCUCCCCAGGUGGGGCCUCGGGGAGGGGACGCCUGCCCACCCCACGAGCUUGUGCCCUCCCCUCCCCCUCCCCUCCCUCCCUCCCCAGCUGUGGUGGAAGGAACACUCAGUCCACCAAGGGUCAUCAGGUCCCCUUCCUCUCCACCCCCCCCCCAUCCCUGACCUCUGACCCUAGGGACCAAAUUCUGACCCUGACUCGGCGGUCAGCUGGCCAUGAGCCGGGGAUACGGGUCGUAUCAAUGACCCAGGGAGCCCGAGCUUUGGCAUCUGGGAACGUACAGUACAGGAACAGGCCCUUCGGCCCACUGUGUCUGUGCUGAGCACGAUAACAGUCUGACUAAUCCCAUCCAUGUGAUCGUGGCCCACAUCCCAACACUCAAUGUCUCUUAAAUGUUGCUGUUGUACCUGCCUCCACCAGCAGUUGUUCCAGGCACCAUGACUCUCUGCAUCAAAUCUUGCCCUGCACAUCUCCUUCGAACUUUCCCCCUCACCUUAAAGAUAAGAUCCCCUGGUGUGUGACAUUUCUACCCCGGGAACAGACUCUGACUCUCUACCCUAUCUCUGCCUCUCAUCAUUUUAUAAACUUCGAUCAGGUCUCCCCUCAGCCUCUGGAGAAAACAACCCAAGUCUGUCCAACCUCUCCUUAUAGCUCAUGCCCUCUAAUCCUGGUGAACCUCCGCUGCACCUUCUCCAAAGCCUCCACAUCCCUCCUGUAACGGGGCGACCAGAACUGCACACAGUGCUCCAAAUGUGCCCUCACCAAAGUUUUAUACAGCUGCAACGUGACUUCCUGACUUCUAUACUCGACACCCCAACCGAUGAAGGCGAGCCUGCCGUACACCUCCUUCCCCACCUUGUCCACUUGCUAUGGACCUGCACCCCAAGAUCCCCCUGUACAUCAGUGCUCGCAAGGGCUCUGCCAUCUACUGUAUCCUUUCCUCUUACGUUUCACCUCCCAAAGUGAACACCUCACACUCACUCCAUCUGCCGUCUGGAUCCCACGUUCCCAGCUGAUGGAUAUCCCGCUGCUUCCUUUGACAGUCGUCCUCACUGUCCACAACUUCGGUGCAGCUCACUAAUCAGACCACCAUCUGAGUCAUUGAUAUCACAGGGGUGCCAGCACUGUCCCUGGGGAACACCACUGGUCCCAGAGUUGCAGCCGGAGAAACGCCCCUCCGGCACUCUGACCAACCUCCCGACUCUCAGCGGAUCCCACGUGUCUGGUCGACACCCGGGGGGGUGGGCAGGGGCUGCAGGGACUGGCGGUGAGGGGGAAGGGGUGUGGGUCCACAUGGCCACACACGAUGUGUGUAGGCAGGUCAACACAGCUCAGAAUUCCCAGACACAUAACAGAACAUAGCUCAUCCUUCCAAAAAUUUUUAGAGGGAAAGACUGGAAACUGGGGCCUGGGGGAAGUUGCCGGAACCGUGGCGGGGGUGUGAUCCACACUGGGAAAGGCCUGUCCUCCCAUGAACCAGCAGCAGAGAGUGUCCCAACUCCACAUCACCCCCCCCCCCCCCAGCCUCUGUCUCUACCUCCCCCUCCCUUUCCUGGCUCCAGCCCCCUGCCUCACUGCCCCUUCCCCGCCCCCCAUACACCCCUCUACACCCUCGGUCCCAACAUCGAGCAUCCCUCUGCCUCCACAGACGCUGCUCGACCUGCUGAGUUCCAGCUCCCCACAGACUGCGGUUACUGUAGGACACUGACUUCCACGUUCGGCACAGGACGGCUCAACACUUGACACAAAACCCAAAAUAAAGAGGAUAUCUUCUCCUGCUGCUGGUAUCUCUGUCUCUCUGGGUGCGGUGACCAGACUUAUCUAACCCUCCCACAGUGUGUGACCGGGGCGAGGGAGCUCUGCCCUACACCACUUUCCUUUUUUCCUUCAUAUUCAGGUCUCCAUGUUGUGUGCGUUUUUGUUCGUGUUGUAUUAAAAUAAUUUUACU
This is a messenger RNA of Pristis pectinata (smalltooth sawfish), 5467 nucleotides long. RefSeq names its product DENN domain-containing protein 3-like. Gene Ontology annotation, cellular component: cytoplasmic vesicle. Gene Ontology annotation, biological process: regulation of Rab protein signal transduction. The coding region runs from base 1 to 3429 and encodes 1142 amino acids. Gene Ontology annotation, molecular function: protein binding. Lineage: Eukaryota; Metazoa; Chordata; Chondrichthyes; Rhinopristiformes; Pristidae. The record is from RefSeq and is a predicted model, not a curated record. The transcript has 23 exons.